Molecule: messenger RNA, 1748 nt
Organism: Somion occarium
Lineage: Eukaryota; Fungi; Basidiomycota; Agaricomycetes; Polyporales; Cerrenaceae
Source: the annotation of a GenBank genome assembly
AGCCCACGUCGUUCUCUAUUUCUAUCAUCGUUCGUGUUGGUCAGGGUCCAACCGACCCAGGAGGACUUAUGUGGGACGUAAUAAUAUUAUCUUAUCUACUGUUACACCUCAUUACAAUUGGCGCAUAGAACGCUCAACAACUUCAACGCAGUCGUUGACGGGUUCGGAGCAAUGCGGGCACAGCCAGGCUCGACCGCUGCAUUAAAGCCUGACACCGAACCACCGUCCUCUUCUCCAAGCUAAAACAUUCAUAAUGAAAGAAGAAUCUGAUUGUUUCGCCGGGCUUGCUACUGCUAGUACUACGCCACGCCUUGCCGUUUCCGAUUCAGAGCAAGAUCACUCUAACCUCUCCCAGAGGUACCAACGUCACCUCCCACAGGAGCUUAUUGACUGCAUUAUAGAUGAAUUACAUGAUGAUCGAAUAUCCCUCGCUCUCUGCGCUCUCGUCUCGCGUUCCUGGGUGAACGAAAGCCGCCAUCAUCUCUUCAUGACCGUGAAUCUUCAGGCCUACGAUUCGUUGGAGUCCCCUCUACCUUCCUUCUCAGAAUUGCUACUUAACAAUUUGAACCUGCAACAGUUCGUACGUACUCUAAUGAUCAAUAACAAGAAGGCUUUCAUCCACCCGGUUAAGGGCAAAGUCGAGCUCUCCUUACUUGGCUCCAUUCUGGGUCGCCUACCCAACUUACGCACUCUUUCCUUGCAUUGGGUACAGAUCGCCGUGGCAUCUGAUUUAAGAAGCUCUCUUCUCUCCAUGGAGGAUGCAUUGGAUCUUCCGGAGGUCGUCUUAUGGGGAGUUGACUUCCAAGUUCAAUCGCACAAUGAGGACUCCUUCGAUCCCUUCUUGAGGUUGUUCACCCACAUAGGGUUCUUUGAUUUAGAUUGGUGUCGCGUAAUCGAUACGCAUGGAGAAAAGGCAGAUGUCAUUCGCGAGAACCUUAUCAGCAGGCUCCGUGUGCACAGACUCCAAGUCAUGGCCUGCGCUCGGCCCAUCGAGCAAGCGCUGUAUUUGUCUAUAGUUCCGUCCCGAAUACGGUUUGCUGCCGUAGGAUUUUUGUGGUUCCACGGGAAGGGUGUCCUCUCAUCCUUCCUAUGUAAUCCUGAAGUGAAACUCACGGCGCUGGAGCUCAAUUGGAACUACGUAAAUCCGCUUCAUUUAUCGACAGAUGCAUUACAGUCUUGGAGUUCUCUAACUCUACGGUGUUGCCGAUGGCUUAGCCUCAUUAUUAUCCGACUCAGUAUAUACGAAGGCCGGCCAUCCCAGAAUGUUUUCGUAUGGUCAUCUGUCGUAGCCUUGCUCGCCACACUACCGAUCACUUUUACUGGUCGGUUAGAGCUCUAUGUUACCCUGUUGCAUCAGGGCGACUACGUUGGGUUGUCGACUUCUAUCCAUGAGUUGGACUGGGACGCAUUCACUAUCGCCGUACGAGGCAAAGCUCAAGCCAUGAAAUGCUAUUUGUUGCAUCAUCCUGCCAUUUCGCGAGAGUCGUUUAUUCAGUUCAAAAACAUCAUCACGGAUAGAUUGUGCGGGCACGGAGAGCGUGCUCCCGUCGUGUGCAUCGAGCAGAAAGCGAUUGACGACUGGAGGUUAAUGGCGGGUGUCUAGUAUGUCUAUGGUGAUGUUCUGUGAAUACGAGAUAUCGGGAGGGGUAACCAUUGAAAUAAUGUCACGGUACAUUAUCCUUCGUCAAACAACCCUGUACAUGACAACUAUGCCUUAUUAAUUUAUUAGCCAGUCAGUUGAGUACCAU